AUGCUUUAUUUGGUUUUUUUAGAAAGGAGACCUAUGGCAAUCAAAUCACUCAAGAUUGUUCAAAAUUCUGCAAGAAUGCCGACCUUGAAACUGAGAUUUGUCUGCUGGAUUAUCGAAUGUGUAGACACAAUGUCAUCUCAAAUCAAUGUUGCUAAUAAUAAGAUCAUUUCUAUCUCAAAGGAUUCAGUUCAUUGUGUGCUGGGCCUGCCAAACUGUGGUGAUUUAGCGAAACAAGAUAAGGAUAGUGUGAGGAACUUCAUUUUGCCUCGGUUCAGCUUGACGCCAAACAAUAUUUUCUUUGGAGACAUGCUCAUAUCUUCUGAUUUCCUCAGUGAGGAAGACACUUUCAUAUGCUUCAUGGUGAUCGCAAUGCCGUGCUUCCUUUUUCCAUCUUCCAGCGAUCAGAUUCACACUGAGUUUUUGACCUUGCUUGUUGAUUCAAAGCACACAAGUGGUUUUGAUUUCUAUGAGCUUGUUUAUGAUUGGAUACUUACUGGCAUCAUCAAGUAUGUGAUUUCUGGCAGAGUAACGAGCAGGAUACCAAAGGUGUUUGACUUUUGCUCGUACUGA
This is a messenger RNA of Triticum turgidum subsp. durum (durum wheat), 570 nucleotides long. The record is from the annotation of a GenBank genome assembly. NCBI's taxonomy places the organism in Eukaryota, Viridiplantae, Streptophyta, Magnoliopsida, Poales, Poaceae.